Messenger RNA from Dunckerocampus dactyliophorus (ringed pipefish), 2848 nucleotides. RefSeq names its product ST6 (alpha-N-acetyl-neuraminyl-2,3-beta-galactosyl-1,3)-N-acetylgalactosaminide alpha-2,6-sialyltransferase 5b (gene st6galnac5b). The transcript has 5 exons. The coding region runs from base 656 to 1687 and encodes 343 amino acids. Gene Ontology annotation, molecular function: alpha-N-acetylgalactosaminide alpha-2,6-sialyltransferase activity. Lineage: Eukaryota; Metazoa; Chordata; Actinopteri; Syngnathiformes; Syngnathidae. The record is from RefSeq and is a predicted model, not a curated record. Gene Ontology annotation, biological process: oligosaccharide metabolic process; ganglioside biosynthetic process.
GUGUGUUGAGUCAUUUUCCAUGAAUAGUAAAUCUAUAUUGUGGUACAAGUUGUACACUGAUUACUCUAACCCAUAUCCAUAUUUAAUUUCUACAGUAUUGUCCCAUGAGAAGAUAUAAUGUCAUAAAAAUACUUGCUGAAACGUCACCGGUUUACUCACCUUUGUGGCAUACUGUGUAUUUAUUACGGCAUGUGUCCAGCAGAGACACAUUAUUUACAUACAUCAAAUAUAAAAUAGCACAGAUGAAGGACAGUCACGCAUAUUACAGUCCUAUUUGCAGGUCCAUGUGAAAUAGGGUGUUGUUUUGAAAACAUUUUGGUCGAUUUGUGUCAUAUAAACCUGCCCUCUUCACCCAUUCAUCUUUUAGAGUGCAUGUCAGAAGAUGUCUGGGGGGGAUACAUUGUAGUUGCCUAUACAUAUACACAUGGACUCCUAUGAACCCAGACACACUAGGUCCAGAUGCAGUUAGAUACGGAGGUGUUUAGGAUCACGGGGAGCAGAGCGGAGUGGGGCAAUUUGCAUGAGUAAGGGGUGGGAGAGCAUCAGUGGAGCAGCUUCUCUCCAAGCAGCGCACUGAGGUCCCACUCAUGCGUUCUGAGGAGUCCCGAGGUUUUGGCCAUGAUAAGCUGAAGACUUCCUGCUUUUGUGGAGGAAAAUGAGGAUGCGCAUGUGCCAAGGAGUUAGUGGCAUCAUCAUUAUCACCAUGGUUACCAGUUUGAUGUUGGUGUACAACAAAAGAUCUGGUGGUAGAUCAACGUCAUCACCAUCAUCCCGCCAUGCAGAAGGUCCUGUAUCUGCCACGGAGAAGCCAAAGAUAUCACAGAGACCCCUGGUCUCAGCAACACUAGAGGGCUACACAGGUGUCAUCGACCGCAAGACUCUGAAGAUGCACUGCAAGACAUGCGCCCUCAUCACCAGCUCCGGCCAGCUCGGCGGCGGAAAGAGGGGCAAAGAAAUCGACCACUCAGAAUGCGUCAUCCGCAUGAAUGAUGCCCCGAGCAUUGGCUAUGAGCAGGAUGUCGGCCAGCGCACUAGCCUACGCGUCGUGGCGCAUUCCAGCCUGCAGAGGGUGCUGCAGGGACAGCAGGAGUUGCUCAACGCCAGCCAAGGGACAACGUUCAUCUUCUGGGGGCCAAGCAGCUGUAUGAAGCGGGAUGGUCGAGGCCAUGUGUUCAACAUUCUGAAGAUGUUGAACCAGCAGCUGCCCAGCCUUCAAGUUUAUAUAAUUUCCAGACUCAAAAUGGUGUCGUUUGAUGAGCUUUUCAAAAAAGAGACUGGCAUUGAAAGGAAAAGCUCCAACUCCUGGCUGAGUACCGGGUGGUUCACAAUGGCCAUCGCCCUGGAGCUGUGUGACAGGGUCAACGUGUACGGUAUGGUGCCACCUGACUUCUGCAGAUCUCCCUCCCAUCGCUCGGUGCCCUAUCAUUACUACAAGCCCUUCGGCCCCACCGAGUGCCACAUGUACCUGUCCCACGAAAGAAGCCGGCAAGGGAGCCACCAUCGCUUCAUCACAGAGAAGAUGGUGUUUGCAAACUGGGCUCGGAGGCUCGACAUCCACUUUUAUCAGCCGGACUGGAAGCCUGCAGCAGCGCCAACCGCCACCAUCAGCUCAAAUAGCUCCAACACUCCAAUCCCGACUGAAUCCGGACGCUGUGAUCAGAAGUGUGGAGAACUUGUUCUGGGAUAGAAUAUCUUCUGUCAAGGCAGUUUGGCAGAACUGGAUCAUCCCAUGAGAUGUGUUCAACAAACUAAUAUAAAGUUUUGUUUUUACUGGGAUUCAGUCUUAAGAGAUGACUGCACUGUGGUUGACUUGACUUCAAAUGUGUUACACAUUUAUGUGUUUUUUUUAAACAGAGUUCUAGACUACAGAGGACAUAUUGUCCUCUUUUCUGUUUUUGGAAGUGUGCCACUUUUUAAUGACUUGAGGGAGUUUUAUACUUGGAGCUACACAGACAAUUACAUCUUUUUUAUUUAUUUUGUUUUUCUUUGUGUGAUGUGAAAAUGUCUGCUACAAUUAAAUUAAAAUUACUUAGAAAUACAAAAUUGCUGUGACUAUUUUCCCUACUCAUGUCACACGUUUGCCUGGCCAGUUGUUGCUAGGCAGAAUUCCAAUCUCCGCUACCCAGCACUGCCAUGAUGUAUCACAGAAUUCGGAAGACGGAGACCGCAGUCCAUGUGCCCAGCAGCUGCCCGUCAUGAUUGAUGGAUCAAAUGGACAGACUAGCUGACUAGUCUGUGUAAUAGACUAGACUAGUCUAUUGGAAUGCGGCUACUCGCAGUAACCCAAACAAUCUAGCUAAUCUGCCCACCCCCAGUCAAUGUCACUGCUAGAACAGAACAACUCCUCCAGAAGAUUGCAGUACCGAGACGCAUUGGAUCCUCCAUCCCUUCCUAAAAGCAUACCUGUUUAUUGUUGACUCUGUCUGGGGCCCUUUCACAGUUGUCUCCAUGGCAACUGCUGUGGUAUGGCGAUGGCAUCCUGCGGACUGAGGCACCAAGAUUGAAAUAUGGCUGCAAUUGUUGUGGCUGACUGCUGGCCUGCGCUGGAACACCUCCAAAGCCCUUUCUCCCUCCCCUGGUGAAAGUGUUCGAGUUCUUAUGUUGUAAAGUGUGCUUAUUUUUGCCUUUGUUGCCGAGGUUUUUUGCCAGUCCCACACUGUACUCCCCCAUAGGAGCAUACUGUAGUUUGGAGUUGUUGUUUUUUUCCCCGACCCCUCUCCACUUGUUCUUCCCUUUCCUCUCCCGCUUUUAUCGUCCAGUCAUCCUGUCCUGUCUACCUCCCUGUCAUAUUGUAUGGUAUGUUGUAUAUGUACGGAUGGGUGAUGGCACAAUUUCGCUUGUACCUCUG